AUGGCGUCGAGGGAGACUCGGUUAAGAGCCCUUGCUUUGUACAAGGAGCUUCAUCGUCUAGGACGCGAAUAUCCAGACCCCUCAUACGAUUUCCAUGGAAAGAUUCGACGGUUGUACGAAAAGAAUAGAAACCUAACGGAUAAAGAAGAGAUUGAGAACGCCUUGCGGCUGGGGGAAUAUAUCAAGAAAGAGACGCUGGCUCUUUACUCGUUGCGGAAGUACAGGCACUUGAAGCGGAUGUACCCAAACAGCUCAAUGUCAGAUCCAUGA
Messenger RNA from Coprinopsis cinerea okayama7#130, 270 nucleotides. RefSeq lists its product as hypothetical. NCBI's taxonomy places the organism in Eukaryota, Fungi, Basidiomycota, Agaricomycetes, Agaricales, Psathyrellaceae. The transcript is spliced from 4 exons. Gene Ontology annotation, biological process: respiratory electron transport chain. Gene Ontology annotation, cellular component: mitochondrion. The record is from RefSeq and is a predicted model, not a curated record. Bases 1 to 270 code for a protein of 89 amino acids.